This is a messenger RNA of Prionailurus viverrinus (fishing cat), 3214 nucleotides long. RefSeq lists its product as uncharacterized. NCBI's taxonomy places the organism in Eukaryota, Metazoa, Chordata, Mammalia, Carnivora, Felidae. The coding region runs from base 2558 to 3214 and encodes 218 amino acids. The transcript has 3 exons. The record is from RefSeq and is a predicted model, not a curated record.
AAGGGCGUCUCCGGAUGACUGGCCAAGAAAGCAAGUGCUAGCAGGUGAGGGGUCCACUGUGAACUGAGACCAAAUGCAAAGGGGUCUGAUGAGGUGACAGAUAAGGGAUACUUUAUUGUGGCUUUUAUGAUCAUUGGUCAUUUACAAAUCUUCCCCGGGGCUUACCUGCUUUGAAACAUAGUAUUUCUACAACACAGGCAUCUACGAGUUGGCUAUUCAGCUGUCAUAAUAUUUGAUCAUUAAAUUCCACAGAUGAGGAACUCGACCUUUGAGAUAAGUAAUUUGCCCAGGUUUACGCAGCGUGAGAGGUGGAAAACGUGACCGGCCUCAGAGCUGGUGCUUUAUCUCUUGGCCUGAGUGUCCUAAACUCAUCCGGGUUCUCAGAAGUCAGAAUGGGUUGGUUGGUUCCCUCCUGAAGGUCAUUUAUAGCGAUGUGUGCAUUCAGCCGUUGCCUGCAGGCAGCCUCUGGUGCUGUGUGGGUGUGUGCUUGUGAGUAUGGGAUGUUCACUGGAGCCUGCAUCAGAUUCCAUCUAAGCCAACCAGGGGCCCUUCCCACCGGCUGUCACCAAACACCCAGCAAGGCCAUUUGGCUGUUUUAUAGCACACGUGAGUGAGGCCAGGCUGGGUUCUGUCGUAUGAUGAGGCAUAAUUCCCUCUCGUGAAGCCCCGGAAACGUCUGUUUCUCUUCAGCCUGUUUAAAGGUUUUGCUUUAUGAGAUAUUGGUUAAUGAGCACAAAGUAAUAAUCAUUUGCCAUUAAAAACAGGUGCUCGUCCCUGCACUUGACGCUGGUGUCUGGGGCCCGUGGGAGAAGAGCUGAGUCCAUACGCGGUGCGUAGGCGUUGACGGAAGGAGGCUGCAAGCCCCAAGUGGGCAGAGCAUCCAGCCGAGGCCCCCUGAGCUUGCGCUGGGUGCUGUCUUACUACCACCGGUCCCGUUGGCUCAAGACCUUAUCUUCCCAGCCCUGUGGACGCCCUGUCCAAAUACAGGAAGGGCCCCACACGCUGGAGUUAGUCUGGUGGGCCUGCACUGUCGCCCUGAUCUUCCUUAGAAAAAUACAAUUGACUGCCUAGAAAAACGCCCAAAAACAGAUGCCAAGAAAACUGGUGACUGCUCACUGUGCAUGCCUGAUUCUCCAGGAGCGGUAAACCCGACUUUACUCGAGCAAGGCACUAGACUGUAGCCACGAGCAGCACCACCACCAAGCUCUUGGGCUCCGGAACGCGAUUUUGUGCUACAGGGCCUUCUCAACGCCUGUAACAUUGCCCCAGCGAUGCUACAGCUGUUGGCCGUGAGGGCCACUAGUUGGCCUCUUCGUGUUGGGGUCCACGUCAGAGAUUUUAUAGGAAGCAUGGGACAGAAAUGUAAGAAGCCAUGAUUCUUUAUCUGCUUAACCAAAGUUCAGUUUGGUUCCCUCAGCAUGUCCAGAAGCAAAAGUACGAAACAAGGCUUCUCCUUCCCCUGGAUUGCGCCUUAGAACCUGGGAGCCUGGGAGCCCACCCACACCAAGGUCAUAUCCCAGAGAAUUAAGUCAGAACCCCUGGGGCUGAGACGUAGGCAGCAGUGGUUUCUCUUGGGCUCUUGAUCGCAUCGAUGUGCAUGCAGCCUCUCUUGAGAACCACUAGUGGGCCCGGGCUUAGAGAAGACAACAGGUGUGUUUGUUAUAUUAGAGAAACCAAUCUUACUCCAUUCUGAAACAGCCAAGUUAUUUAUUUUUCAAUAGCUCCGUCUGGCUCUAGAGUGUUAUUUUUGGAUCCUCAACAUUCAGCAGUCAAUAAAAAUGCCUUGAACUUGAGGGCUACAGAGCACUCCGUGAUGUUCCAUUUCAGAUACUCGCUCUCCAUUUAUUCAAUAAUGAUUGCCCGGGUUUCACUUACCGCUAGGCGUUGUGCUGGACACAAAGAUACAGCUGACCUCUGCGUGAGAAGUCAUAAUCCAGUGCGCGAGAGAAACACGUAAGCCAACGACUCCAGUCCGGUGUCAAUGAAGGGAAACCACUUUAUAGCAAGGGUCUCAGUGAAGACAGGGUCCAUCCCGGCGCUAUCAGAUGUAUGCAGAUCCCCAGAUUCCAAUGAUAACAGCUGCUUAGGUCAAGACCACUGGUCUGGACGGCUCUGCUUGUUCUCACCAAACAUAAGAGCACCGCCUCUGUACUUGGGCUUUAAGACAUGUUUCACAGCACCUUCUGUUGGAAACUUCAUGCACGCACCUGGCCCAGGGCCACACUCUGCAUUUAAAUGAAAGUCCACAGCUCUGGGUGAAAAAGGAAAGAAGUGUAAAAGAGAAAAAUAAAGAAAGAAAACUGAAAAGAUGGAGCCGCUAACAGAUUGAAGAAGGACUGAAAUUACUUCGUGUUCUCUAGAAGUCAGUCUAUGUAGCGCCUUAUAGUCCAUAAACUAAGCCGGCGGUCAGACUUGUGUUCUUGAAGAGCGAGGUUGGCCCAGUUGGCAGGAGCCCAGUGCAAUGGCUCCGCUCUCCACUAGAUGGCGCUGCUAGCCUCCUGGGGUGGAGUGUUACCGUGCUCGAAGGUGUGUCUGCGCCUGCGCGGGAGCGGUCAAAAUGGCGUCACGCAGCUACCCGGUCUGUUCUCCCGGAUCAGCAAUGGCGCACCCGUCCUCCGUUGUCAGCUCUCCUCCGCUCCCCACUUUUCCACUCUCCGUGACCAGGCCCCAGGCCGUACCUCGCUCCCGAGUUUUGCCUCAGACGCGGCUGUUUUCCCCGGCCCCUUACUCCCGAAGGACUGCGGCCCUGACCCGCUCCGCCCCUCCGCGGGAGGGUCUCCCUGAGCAACGGCCGAAUGUCGGCCGCAGCCAGGAACGCCCGCUGGACCCUGCUGCUGCCGGUGCCCCGAGACCGCGGCCCGAGGCCAGCCCGCCCCAGAAAAAGUUGGCGAGACAGGCUAGCAGCAGCGUGUCGGGGAUGGUGGAAAAUGGCGACACACGUCUGGCCCCAGGCUUCACCCUCCACGACCCUGUUCCAGCACCGGCGAACGUGGCCGCCUUCCGGGGUCUGCCGGGACCAGGAGGCUUCCACAGUCUCCACCGAAUGUCCUUCCGGCAGAGGAACCGCCUAUCCCCGUGCGGCCCGAGCACCUCCCGGACCCCACUCUGCUCCUGGGGACUCGCCCUUCCCACCAGAGCACCGCCAGCCAGGACGUCGGGAAGCAUUUCUCAGGGGUACAACGAUCGUUUGAACUCAUGGCUGAUGAUGCUCUGA